AAAAAAAGCAAUUUCGUACAAACCAAGUAUUGUCGCCACGUUGCCACCGAAGACAAACGUCCCCCUAAACUCUUCCACCGACUCCUCUUCCUUUACGACCUUCAUCGUCUCUACUCUUUCUCUCUCAGUUGAUCAUCAAUGGCGGAAGCGAAAUUCGUCCUUGCCCUUUUAGUAUUUCUGUGUUCAAUAUUUUCCAUGAGCCUAGCCGACUCUAAUGAUUUUCAGUACUGCAGCAAGAAGAACUAUGAUGUUAAGGUCAGCGGAGUUGAUAUAACACCUAGUCCUGUGCAAAGAGGCAUCAACACCACUUUUAGCAUAUCAGCUUAUUCAGAUAAAGACAUUUCUGGGGGGAAGAUGCAGAUUGAUGUCAAAUACUGGAUAUUUAAUGUCUACAGUGAGACACAUGACCUAUGUGAAGAGACACCUUGCCCUAUUUCUGCCGGUGAUUUUGUCAUAGCACACACCCAAGCGUUGCCUGGGAUAACCCCUCCUGGUUCCUACACGCUGACCAUGAAGAUGAUGGAUGGGAAGAAGCAUGAGUUGGCAUGUAUCAGCUUCGACUUCAGCAUCGGUUUUUUUGCAGCAGCAGAACCCAAGGUGGCAGUUGCUGAUAGUUAAGUGCCGUAGUCUGUCCACUUUUUAUUCGGAGUGUCUUCCUGUCUUCUAUGUAAAAUAUAUGUUGAUGUAGCGUGAUGCCUGACUUCGUACAAUUUUAAUGAAGACUAUAACUUCGCACGUGGUUACUCCUUUUUCAAGUUCUUGGUCCAGCACCCUUGUGAAUGAUUGUUAAUGUUAUCAAUGAUGGACUCAUUGCCUGGAAUAAUGUGUUUCAAGUUCCAAGUUAAUUUGUUUCAAGUUCUUGGUCCAGCACCCUUGUUAAUUCGUUCAUGCUAGUUCUCUAAGGAUUUAGCUUCCCCCAUUCAUCUUGAUAGUUCAAAAUUCAAAUGAACAAAAAGGGAUAUGGACCAUAUGGUAUGUCCUAUACAGGACUCUUGUUAUGAGCAAUAUUGUCCUAUACAGGACUCUUGUUAUGAGCAUAGAGCAUGUAUACGGAUUAUGAGUGGCGGUUGUUUUUUUUUUUUUUCGAAAGAGGAGUUUUUCAUGGGCUGCUUUGAGAGUAUAAACAGGCGUCACGAUUUUUUUUUUUUUUAAUCGUCACAGGCGACACGAAGUUGAUCCAAUAUUUAUGAGUUAUCACCUAUUGGCUAUUCCGUAUAAGUUAUUUCUUUUUAAUUGGUUAUUUGUCAUUAUUUAUUUCAGUUCUUUUUUUCUAUUUUAUUUAUUUUUACCUAUGGUGUCACUGAGUUAGAAGUACUAAGAUGUGUGGUUCCUCAAAAAAGUACUAAAAUGUGUGGCAAAAAUGAUCUUUAUUUUUAAAUAUUGGUCGCUCGGCGACUGAAGUUAUUUUUUUCUGAUUGUUGGGUGUGAUUAUGAUAUUUGAGUUAUUUGAGUCAUUUCUGCGAGUAAUUUUUUUAUGCUUUUUAUCAUUUUAUGUUGACAAUUAUACGAAGCACUAAUUUUCUAACCCGUCACACAAUUUUGGUAGGUUUUUAUUUGAAUUGUUUUGAAUACUACGGAGUAGUUUAGAUUAGACUAAACAGAUUAGACCAGACUUCCAUAGUUUUAAAAUAACCAGACAUUUACCAGAUCAAUUCAGAUCAAACUGGACUUAAAUAGACCAGACUAGAUCAACAAAUUUCAGUUCAAGUAAAAACAUUCUUAGAUGAGUAUAUGGUGUAGUUAGUGGUGGACUCGGGUCGGGCCACCCGGCCCGGUCCGCUACUGUGCGGGCCCGGGACCUGCCCGGUUCACCGGUCCGGAUACCGGGCUUUGACCCGGUCCGAGGGGGAGACGGUUCCGGGCACGGUUCCUUCAAAAUGAGAUCCGGCCCGGACCCGGUUUGGGCCGAUUUUUUUUUUUAUUUUUUCAUUUUUUUUAUUCCAACGGGUUGGGCUGGGUGUUUUUUUUUGGGGGGGGGGGGGGGUUUGGGGGUGAGGGGGGGGGGGUCAGGGGUUAAUUAGAAAAAGAAAAAAAAAUUAUAAAGAGACCCGUGGCCCGGCCCGGACCCGGUGGAUACCCGGGCCGGUCCCGGGCCCAACCCCAAAUCCCAGAAAGCCCGUCGGGCCUAGGCCCGCCCCGGGCCCGCCCCGGCCCGAAUCCACCCCUAGGUGUAGCGGUGUACCAAUCAAUAUUUUUUUAAUGAAUAUUACUAAAAUAAAACUUAUUUAUAUUUAAACAUUAUUAAUUUUGAGAUUGAAAAUUGAAAAUUUGAAACCAUAUAAUACAACCAUCCUUACCUUUUAAUUUUGAGAUGGAAAAGAUCUAGAGUUUUGCAUAAUUUGAUGAAUGUCUAUUUAAGGAACAAGGGAAAUUACUAUCAAUUUAGGACGUGUGAACUCCAAAUAUGUAUUGUGCAUUUAGGGGGACCGGUCUUCGAGACUUCACAACUGAAAAACCUGUCACCUGGUCCUCUGACAUGCACAUAUCGAUUAAGAAGAAACUGCAAAUUCAAAACCCUAAUCCAAUCCUUUCAGAGACGAAUGAGAUUACUUCCUCGCAUGAAUGAUCAAUUCUGGCUACCAUUAUAUAUUCCAACAUCAAGUCAUCAACCAUCUUCUUCUUCAAUUCAUUGAGAAAGGGCUGUCUCAGCAUUCUUUUCUGAUUGCCGAUUCUGCAGAAGCUUAACUUCUUCCGCACACAUAGGUUACAUGAUAAUCAACUUUUUCGCAAAGAUUGUUGCUUUCAUCCAUAGAAAGCCUUAAAUGUUUCAUAGCUUUAAUUUUUAUAUUCUGAAGCUCUCUAGGAAGCUAAAUGCUUGGGAUUACGGUUUGGAAUUGUGUUGGUUAGAAUUGCAUAAUGUCAGUGCGGCUGAAAUCAUUUCAGCACAAACAUGAGUGGUGAUUAGGGAUUUGGGAGACAGAAGAAGGAAUAGCAGAUAGAUGGGAAACAAAUGUGUUCAUGCAAAAAUCACAAAGAAUGGGAUCUUUCAUUCUCUCUUUUGGUGGGUCCCACCGCUCGAUAUGCUCACACCUGCUAAGAAAAAUGAAACAAGCUGUGAAGAAGAGGCAGAAGGUGCAAUUGUUCCAGUCCAGAACAACAAACCACCAGAAGUGGUUAGGAUGGAAAAGGAUGAGAAGGAGGGACAUCACACUGAGGAAGGCGAUACAGCCAAAAGAGGAAGCAGAAAGGAAAAGCCUUCGAAACCCCGAAAGCCCCACAAUGUGAAGAGAGCAGUCAGUGCUGGCCUGCAGGUAGACUCUGUGUUGAAGACCAAAACUGGACAUCUGAAGGACUUCUACCAAUUAGGGGAGAAACUCGGGCACGGCCAAUUCGGGACCACUUUCCUUUGUGUCGAGAAGGCGACUCGGGAAAAAUAUGCUUGUAAGUCUAUAUCAAAGAGGAAAUUGGUGACAAAAGAAGAUGUGGAAGACGUGAGGAGAGAAAUUGAGAUAAUGCACCACUUGGCCGGUCAUCCUAACGUCAUAUCUAUUAAAGGCUCAUAUGAGGACUCAGUGGCAGUUCAUUUUGUUAUGGAACUAUGUGUAGGAGGUGAACUAUUUGAUAGGAUUGUAAAGAGGGGGCAUUACUCAGAGCGGCAGGCAGCUGACCUCACUAGGACCAUAGUUGGUGUGAUACAAGCCUGCCACUCCUUGGGGGUCAUGCAUAGGGACCUUAAGCCUGAAAACUUCCUCUUUGUUAGUGAUGAGGAGGAUUCACCUCUCAAAACUAUUGAUUUUGGAUUAUCAACUUUUUUCAAACCAGGGGAAAUCUUCGAUGAUGUUGUUGGAAGUCCUUAUUAUGUUGCACCAGAAGUUUUGGGGAAACAUUAUGGUCAAGAGUGUGAUAUUUGGAGUGCUGGUGUGAUAGUUUACAUCCUCCUUAGUGGUGUUCCUCCGUUUUGGGGAGAAACUGAGCAAGACAUAUUUGAGGAAGUCUUGAGGGCUGAUGUUGACUUUAAAUCAGAACCUUGGCCUAAAAUUUCUGAUAGUGCUAAAGAUUUAAUAAGAAGAAUGUUGGUUAGGGAUCCUAAAAAGCGUCUAACUGCUCAUGAAGUUCUUUGCCAUCCAUGGGUGCAGAUUGAUGGGGUGGCCCCAGAUAAACCUCUCGACUCCGCAGUCUUAACUCGCUUAACACAAUUUUCUGCUAUGAAUAAGCUUAAGAAAAUGGCUCUAAGGGUUAUUGCAGAUAACCUUUCUCAAGAGGAAAUUGCAGGUUUAAAGGAAAUGUUCAAGGCAAUUGACACGGAUAAUAGUGGACAAAUUACAUUUGAAGAACUAAAAGAUGGACUAAAUAGAUAUGGUGCAAAUCUUAACGAGUCUGAGAUACAUGAUCUCAUGAAGGCUGCUGACGUGGACAAUAAUGGUACUAUUGACUAUGGGGAGUUUAUAGCUGCAAUGUUGCACAUGAACAAAGUCGAGAAGGAGAAUCAUUUAUUUGCAGCAUUUUCGUACUUUGACAAAGAUGGAAGUGGAUAUAUAACAGGUGAUGAACUUCAAAAAGCUUGUGAGGAAUUUGGCUUUAGGGAUGUCCUCUUGGAGGAAAUGAUUCGUGAAGCAGAUCGAGACAACGAUGGUCGCAUUGAUUACGACGAAUUUGUAGCAAUGAUGACUAAAGGGAAUGCAGAUUUAGGCCAGAAACGGUUAUAAAAUGAUCUAAAAUCAGCUUUAAGGAGGCAACACGGGCUUCUUGAUACAGCCAAUGGACUUUCUGUUUUGGCCUUCAUCUUUUGAGAAUGCUUGAUUGGUGGAUCUAGCCAUUUAUUGGUAAAUUGAGUAAAAACUAGAGUAUGCAACAAGUAACAGCCAUGCUUUUCUCAACGCAAAUGAUGGUGACUUUAUGUGUGGUAAGUGUGGUCAUGGUGCUCAAUCAAGCUGCUUAAAUCAAAGAAGUUUCAGCGUGAUUUAGCUCAUGAUUUAAUACUUGCAAAUUGUAAUUGACAAUGAUGGUUUAUCCUCCAUGAUUAUGAUGAUUUAUGAAUGAAUG
Messenger RNA from Cuscuta epithymum, 4983 nucleotides. The record is from the annotation of a GenBank genome assembly. Lineage: Eukaryota; Viridiplantae; Streptophyta; Magnoliopsida; Solanales; Convolvulaceae.